AUGCGCGAGAAGACGCUCCGCGAGAAGGGCACCAGGGGGCACAUCGUGGAGUACCGCUACUUGAUCCGCAAGGGUCACGACACCACGGAGGUCAAGGAGUACAAGCAAGUGCAGCCCAUGCGGGUGGAGCUCUACAAGGGCAAGCAGCGCGCGAUUCUGCGCGUCCCGCCUGGUGAGCUGCAGGAUGAGCAACUCAAGCAGAUCAUGCGCUUCUUCCAGCCCAAGCGACUCGGCUACGACCCGACGCACUCGACGCUGAGCUACAGCAUGAGGCCCAAGCCGCACUUCGAGCCCGACGCCAUGGACGACCUGUUGGAAGGCGAAUAUGGGCGCGACGGGGCCCUCAUCAACAUGAAAGGUAUCGGCACUUACGGCCCAGACGGCGAGAAGCUGUUCCGCGGCGACCAUCACAUGAGGUACGGCCCAGACGGCUUCCUCGAGCCCAUCCUCGACGCGCGCCCGCGACACGGUGCCCACGUGCAGCGGGGCUGGUACCGGGCGGAGAGCGGGCGGCUGGAGAUCGAGGACGUGGCCGUGAGGCGCUUCCACCUCAUCUGCAACGUCGUCGACCUGCUCAAGAAGACCGGGCGCAUCCAGACGGGGCGGUGGACCAACGACCCGGAGGUCUUCCCCGACGACCUCCUGCGAGAGCAGAUACUCCCCUUCCCGCCGAACGACAGGCAGCGCUACUGCCCGCAGGAAUUCUGCGACACCGCCGGGGAGACGGUGGUGAUCAUCAGGGGCGCCGAGGGCAACAACAGCAACGUGAUCAACGGCGAGUACGCGCUCGUUGGCAGCUACAAUGGGAAGGGGCUGUUCCAGAAGCUGGAUCUCGUGCCCCCGCCCGCCGCGGCCUCGAGGACCACGCGAACAAGUGGCUGA
This is a messenger RNA of Prorocentrum cordatum, 882 nucleotides long. Lineage: Eukaryota; Dinophyceae; Prorocentrales; Prorocentraceae. The record is from the annotation of a GenBank genome assembly.